Molecule: messenger RNA, 3132 nt
Organism: Nymphalis io (European peacock)
Lineage: Eukaryota; Metazoa; Arthropoda; Insecta; Lepidoptera; Nymphalidae
Gene: Gpo1
Product: glycerol-3-phosphate dehydrogenase, mitochondrial
Exons: 16
Coding region: 329-2488 (719 amino acids)
Biological process (GO): glycerol-3-phosphate metabolic process
Cellular component (GO): glycerol-3-phosphate dehydrogenase (FAD) complex; mitochondrion
Molecular function (GO): calcium ion binding; glycerol-3-phosphate dehydrogenase (quinone) activity
Source: RefSeq, a predicted model, not a curated record
GCACAAUAUACUUAGUCAGUCCGUUCUCCGUAAGUGGGACGGAUAAGGUAGGGCAUUGUAAUGCCUUACCAAACGAUUUCGUACGAUAACUAUAGUUAGUUUAUACAUAAAAUAUUUAUUAAAAGUGUAGCAUCUUUGUUAUUAUUUAAUACAAAAGUGAAGUGAAAUAGCACAACCACGUGUGAACAAAAUUAAAUGAUCAAAUAAUCCAAAUACAACAAAGUUAAAAAUUUGUAUCAUCGCUGCCCUUGUAUACUAUAAUUAGUUUUUAGUUUAUAUAAUAUUUAAAUGUUUAGUUAGACCAACUGAGUGAUUAACUUAAAAGACAAUGUCUCGAAGAAAAUUGUUAAUUGGUACUGCAGGAGUGGCCGGCGCGGUGAUAACAGGCUGGGCGCUCUCCGCUGACGACAAACCGCACUGGUACAAUCCAGGAACAGUUGCCGCUAAGACAGAACGCAAGAAGCGACCUCUGCCGUCGCGAUCGGAGCAGGUGAACAAUCUCCAAGCAGGCCACACUUAUGAUAUCCUUAUUAUUGGUGGUGGCGCCACUGGCGCUGGGUGUGCUCUGGAUGCUACCACAAGAGGGCUACGUACAGCACUUGUCGAAACUGACGAUUUCGCCAGCGGCACUUCCAGCAGAAGUACAAAGCUCAUACACGGCGGCGUGCGAUACUUGCAAAAGGCUAUCUUACACCUCGACUACGACCAGUACAAGAUGGUAAAGGAGGCGUUACACGAACGCGCUAACAUGCUGGAGGUGGCUCCACACUUGACAAGACCAUUGCCGAUCUUGCUGCCAGUUUAUAAAUGGUGGCAGGUACCCUACUAUUGGUUCGGUAUCAAAAUGUACGAUUUGGUAGCCGGUGACAGAAAUUUAAAGAGCUCAUACUAUUUAUCUAAGAAGAAUACUCUCGAACUGUUCCCUAUGUUGAAAUCUGACAAUCUGUGCGGCGGUAUCGUGUAUUACGAUGGCCAGCAGGACGACGCGCGCAUGAACCUCGCCAUCGCGCUGACGGCGGCGCGGCACGGCGCCACCAUCGCCAACCACGUCAGCGUCACCAAGCUGCACAAGACCAACGGCAAGCUCAGCGGGGCCAGGCUCCGGGAUGAACUUACGGGGAAAGAAUGGGAUAUAAAAGCGAAGUGCAUCAUCAACGCAACUGGUCCCUUCACUGAUUCCAUCAGGCAGAUGGAUGAUCAAAACGUCAAGUCUAUCUGCUGUCCAUCUUCUGGUGUACACAUUGUCCUUCCCGGAUAUUACAGUCCAGAACACAUGGGUUUGCUCGAUCCCGCUACGUCUGACGGCCGUGUAAUCUUCUUCCUGCCAUGGUUGAAGGGCACCAUAGCUGGCACAACGGAUUUGCCGUGCAAGGUCACCCACAACCCCAAGCCCACAGAGGACGAAAUUCUCUUUAUUCUUACUGAAGUCAAAAACUAUCUCAAUCCGGAUGUUGAGGUGCGGCGCGGCGACGUGCUGUCGGCGUGGUCGGGCAUCCGGCCGCUCGUGUCGGACCCCAACAAGCCCGACACGCAGUCGCUGGCCAGGAACCACAUCGUGCACGUGUCUCCCACCGGCCUCGUCACCAUCGCCGGCGGGAAGUGGACCACCUACCGCGCCAUGGCCGCCGAGACCAUCGACGCCGCUAUUGAAAGUGCAAACCUCAAGCCACUCUACAAAGAAUGUCAAACUGAUGGUUUCCUGAUAGAGGGCGCUCAUGGGUGGACUCCUACUAUGUACAUCAGAUUAGUGCAGGACUUCGGUCUUGAGAUGGAAGUCGCACAACAUUUGGCUAAGUCGUAUGGAGAUCGUGCAUUUGCAGUGGCAAAAAUGGCCAGCAUGACUGGCAAGAGGUGGCCCAUUAUCGGCAAGAAGGUGCAUCCUGAAUUUCCCUACAUCGACGCGGAGAUUCGAUACGGCGUGCGCGAGUACGCGUGCACGGCCGUGGACAUGGUGGCGCGCCGGCUGCGCCUCGCCUUCCUCAACGUGCAGGCCGCGGCCGAGGCGCUGCCCGUCGUCAUCGAGAUCAUGGCCGAGGAGCUCAAGUGGUCCGACGUCGAGAAACAGAAACAAACGAAAAUCGCUGCUGAUUUCCUCGCCAACGAAAUGGGACAGAUGGUGAACCGAGCGAGCAGAGACAAGAUUCCGAUCAACCUUAACAAGGACGAAAUACAGACGUACAUCAAACGCUUCCAAAUCAUAGACAAGGAUAGGAAAGGAUUCGUAUCCAUAAACGACAUCAGGAGAAGUCUCAAGAACUACGGCGAAGAAGUAACCGGGGAACAAUUGCACGAAAUAUUAAAGGAAAUCGACACUAACAUGAACGGACAAGUCGAACUCGACGAAUAUCUUCAGAUGAUGUCGGCUAUCAAGUCCGGUCACGUGACGUAUUCUCGGUUCGCUCGCAUGGCUGAGCUGGAGGAGGAACAUCAUGAACGAGAGGCUCUCAAGAGGAAGAUCACCGUCGAAAGGAGCGGCGGUGGCUUGUAGACACCACUAUGCUGGUAUGGCUAUUGAUCUAUCGAAUACAAUAAACGUCGCAACAAUGUAGUUUUUAAGUGUAACAAGUUAUAUCACUUAAGUAUUACUUGUCAACUUUAUCUCGAAGUGUCCUUUUUUUAAAUUAACUACUGUAUCUAGUAGCAUACGUCCAUUAUUUAUUUUCAAUUAUAAGUAAAUUAUGAAAUUUCAUCUUCACGUUGGAUUUUUAAUAUUGAGAUUAAAAUGUAAAUAAAGACAAUAUUUAAUUGAUCUAUGAAUUGGAAAUUUGCACUAAUGAGUAAAUAGUAAAAUGCCAUUCAUUUUACAUACUUACAUUCUCGGAAACAUCGACUAGAUGAUAGUGUAGUGCCUGCUAUAAAGUUGAUGCAAUAAUACUGCUCCACUGAAAUACCACCAUUGAGAAUAAUUUCAUUAUUAAUAUUAACUAUUUUUACAUAAGUCAUAAAAUUGUGAUUUGUCUACCGAAAAUUUGUUUUGUUAAGAUAUUGUUCAAAUAUUUAAUUUAUUUUAUAUUAUAGUGUUUAAUUUAUAGAAUGUUAAACGCAUAGCGUAUUUAUUUAGUUUAAAAUUACUUUUGAUCUAUAUAUUCACACAUGUAAUUUUGUUGUGCAAUAAAUUGGUUUGUAUCCCAA